This is a messenger RNA of Physella acuta, 2442 nucleotides long. RefSeq lists its product as uncharacterized. The record is from RefSeq and is a predicted model, not a curated record. NCBI's taxonomy places the organism in Eukaryota, Metazoa, Mollusca, Gastropoda, Physidae.
UCUAUAGUGAAAUGUAAAGUGUAAUUGUAAAUAAAUAUUAAACAAUCACAACAUAGAUCUAGAUUUGAGUUGCAAACAACUGUUUUGAAAAACCUCACUUCUGGUCAACUUUAAAAGGCUUACAUCAUAGGCCUACAUCCAUUGGAUUGUUUAACCAUAAGUCGGACUGACAAUGAAUUACUCAAGAGAAAGGCAGCGCUGUUUGGUUGAGUUAAAUCUUCCACCACAUGCAUCUGAUGAUGAUAUACGUAAAGCAUACCUACAAGAGGCUCGCAAGUAUCAUCCAGACAAGAAUCAAGACUCUGAUGCUACUGACAGAUUCCAAAAAAUAAAUGCAGCAUAUCGCUUUUUAACAGAAGGUGAUCAGUUUGUACAUCAUAUGAUGGAUGACCAUAUGCAGACAGAUGAGGAUGAUCUAUUUUGGGCAUUUAGGUACAUGUUUCCCUGGCUUUUUACACCCACGCCCACGCAGCAUUAUUAUCCCAAUUUCCGUCAGCAAACUUAUUUUGAUUACGAUGAGAGUUCAGAAGAAGAAUACUAUGAGGAGAAAGUAUUUACUUCAAAGAACCCCCAACCGAAAAAUGAGUCGGCCUGGAGCCAGCAGUUUUAUCCACCAAGAAAUGAGUCUGGUGUGAGCCAACACUAUCGACAACAUGCAAAUUUUACCACGGCCAACCAAGAGCAUGGAGAGUAUUUCAGGGGCAACAAGAAGUCAGCCAAGAAGCAAAAUAGGGGAGCAAAGCGAGCUGAAAAGAUUGCUAGAGAUUCAGAGAGACCGAAAUCAAGAAAUUCAGAAGAAAAGUUUACCAAUGAUUUUAAACAAGCUGAUAAAACACCAGCAGCCAAGCCUACAACACCAGAGUCAGCAAACAACCAAUCUCCAGCUCAAACAAAAGAAAGUGAAAGUAGCAAUAACAUUAAAGUUGAAGAACAAACACCAAAAAAAUCUAAGAAACAAAUACAAUUGGAGCAGAAGCAAAGAGAAAAAGAACUGAACGAAAUCCGUGAGUUGUUAGAAGAACAAGAGAGGGUAAGGAAAGAAAAGAUGGAAAAAAAGAGAGCUGCGCAGGAAGAGAAGGAGAGAAAAGAGAGAGAGGCAAGAGAAGAGGAAGAGAGAAAAAGACAAGAGAUUGAAGAGAAGAAAGAAGCAGAAAAAAGGAAACUGCGUGAAAUUGAGGAAAAGCGCCGGAGACUUCAACAAGAGGAAGCAGCAAGAAAAAGAAAGGAGGAAGAAAGAAUGAAAGCCUUAAUGGCGGAGUUUGACAAAAAUACUUUUCUUGAUGAAUCUGGUGACUUCAAGUACACUGACCCUGAUCUGACCAACAUCAUUAAGAGGAAGGAUAAAAAUCCACUCGGAGAUGCAAAUAAAGAAAAGCCAGUUGAAAAAUUGAAUGAAAUCAAUGGAAUAAAAGCUGAAGAUUUGAUUAAACUUCAGAAAGAUAAUUUAAAAGAGAAUGCUUAUAAACCCAUAAUACCCCAGGAAAAACAAACACAAAAUCAAGCUAAUCUGAACCACACUAAAAAUCAGUUUCAACGGAGUGAAUUUCUUUCAAACCAACCUAAAAAUCAAUUUCAAGGGAAUGAAUUUCCUUCAAACCAUCCUAGAAAUCCCUUUCAAGGGAAUGAAUUUCCUUCAAACCAUCCUAGAAAUCAAUUUCAAGGGAGUGAAUUUCCUUCAAACCACUUAAGAAACCAAUUUAACCCCCACAUUCCCCUAACAAACCCACGAAUGAGCGGACCAUUCAACCCUAGAUAUCCACAGCAGCCUGUAAACCAGCCACGGGCACCAUACACCCCGCGCUUUCAAGGCCAGUACCCACCUGUCCUUCCAGAUUUUUCUCACCCCCCACCACCAAUCCACACCCCCCUCAGGUUUUUGCGACCCAGUCUGCCCUCUCGUCCAAUCAGAACUCAAGUUUUCCAGUCUAAGAUCUACACAGCGCCUACAUUUGCGCCACGCAUUCCUGUUUCACCUAUAAACCAACUUAAUUAACAGUAACACUUCAUUUUUGUUGGUUGAAAUCUCUAUAUUUUAUCUAGACAAUAUGCAAUAAAUUAUUUUGGUCAUGUUUGGAAAAAUUAUAUUUAUUCAUUUUGUUUAGAUUAAAAAAAAGUUUUUUUUUUAUAAACAUUAAUGCUGCAUUAAUGAAUUUUUUAAAGUUGUAUUUAAUUAUAGCAGCUAAACUCUACAUUAAUCUCAUCUAUUUGCAUAGUAAAAUAGGUUUUCAUAGCCCAUUAAUUGUGAUUAUGUAAAUUUAUAGUUGAAUUUAUAUGUGAUAAGCACAGCCCAGUGUUGAGCAAUCAUUGUGUUGAUUCUUACAUUCAAUUUGUACUGUGGACCAAAUGUAUUAGGUUUUUUUUUGGGGUCGCCUUAACUGACGUUAAACUUUUAAAAUUUAAAACCAUUUGAACCUCCUCCCCCCCCACCCCCAAUGUUGCUGU